This is a messenger RNA of Babesia microti strain RI, 624 nucleotides long. RefSeq names its product Rer1 family. The record is from RefSeq and is a predicted model, not a curated record. Gene Ontology annotation, biological process: retrograde vesicle-mediated transport, Golgi to endoplasmic reticulum; protein retention in ER lumen. The coding region runs from base 1 to 624 and encodes 207 amino acids. The transcript has a single exon. Gene Ontology annotation, cellular component: Golgi membrane. NCBI's taxonomy places the organism in Eukaryota, Apicomplexa, Aconoidasida, Piroplasmida, Babesiidae.
AUGGGCGGGAUGUUUUUUGGUUUGGAGAACAAUCCACAAGUAAGAGUGUUGCUGGAUAAAACUCCUUACUACAUCAAGACUAGAUGGUUAUACUUCGCUUUCAUCUUAUUCAUCUUUUGGUUCAGGGUAAUAAAAAAUGCCAGCCACUUCGUUAUCGUAUAUAUGCACUCUGUAUUCAUACUGUCACUCCUCCUCCAGUUUUUAACACCAUUAAACUUCGAGGAGUUAUGUGAACGACAUUCAUCGACGAAAAGCGGUUUAAUUUUACCAGUUACUUAUGAAGAUGUAACGGAGUUUGAGGCAAAUAGUAACAAUUUUGAAUUGCCCACAUCGGGUAACAAUUCUAAUUCUGGGAAUGACGAAUUUAAGCCGUUUCUGCGCAAAAUGAAUGAGUUCCACUUUUGGCUAUACGGGACGCACGCCACACAUCUCGCCAUAUUCACUACUUUCUUUAGUGCUUUUGAUUUGCCAGUAUUUUGGCCAUUGUUAGUAUUAUAUUUUGUAUGUUUGUUCAUAUCAACCAUGAAGAACCAGAUAUCUAACAUGAUUAAAUAUAAAUAUAUCCCAAUAACACUGUCAAAGCAGUCUUACAGCAACGAUAGGUCCAGGACUAUGAGGAUAUAA